AUACAUAAAACUAAAUAAUAUUACGAUGUUACAUAAGUAUAAAUGGUAUAAUAUAAUUAUUAUAAACAAUAAUAUAUUUUGUGUAGACAUAACUUAUUCCAUAAAUAAUGAUCAUUGUCCAUUGGUGAGUGAUACGCUGAUACCACUGAAGAAUACGCACGGAAAUUCGCAUCACAAAAUCACGAACUACCUACUACACGUAGUAGUUAGUGCACAAAAUGUAUCCCCUUUUUAUGAUAAUGUAGAUAAAUGAUAGGGGAAGAUAACGGCACCGCUCGUAUCAGCAGCUAUUCGGCCACGCACGCCUACGCGAUAUGUUUUUUUUUUCAUAUUCUUCGCGUACAACGUCCUAAGUCCAAACAAACUUCGGCUACAACUGGCUACUACUCACGAGUCAAAACUUAUAACAAAUAUCUAUGUAGCAUAAUAUUUCUGUACACUGUCGGUUGUGUCGUUAUGUCGACUAAAAUACAUUAAUUAUUAGUAACACUGCGCAAUGUAGGCAAUCGAGUGGGUACGAAACAAUUGACUGUACUAAUAAUUACUUGUGCCUACAAUUUAUCACCCAAUCCUUGCGUGUACCUCGGACCGACACAUAGUGCACAUUGUGAACGAUUGUCACUCAAUGAUGGACAUCGAUCCAAUUAUAGUGUCCACGAGCUUAGAAGCUCUAAUUGAAAGAGCAACUAAAAAUAGCAACGAAAAAAUUGACAGUGCUGCAAUGAUUGCUUUUAGUGGAUUUGUACAAAGAGAUCCAGAAUGUGCACCAUUAGCUGCAAAGUGUAUUUUAGCCAAAAUUCAUUCAAUGCAAGAAUGGGAAGCUUUACAAGCCCUUCAUUUAUUAGAUAUAUGUAUGCAGACCGGUAGUGCUAGUUUUCAAGCUGAAGUUGGUAAAUUCCGUUUUCUUAAUGAACUUAUACGUUUAGUAUCUCCCAACUGCAAUGGAAUUCACACACCAGAAUUAAUAAAAAACAAAAUAAUUGAACUUCUUAGAUUAUGGUCAACACAAUUCCCCAAAGAAAUUAAGAUACAAGAUGCCUUAGAUAUGUUAAAAAAACAAGGUGUAGUAAAGGAUUUUUUAUUUGAAAAUAUGCCAUCGAAAGCAGCUUCUGCUUCUAAAAUAGAUUCCAAUAAAAUGUCAAUCUUGAACGGAGAAAAAUCAAUAUUGCUUCAGAAGUUGCUUAAAAGUAAAAAAUCAGAAGAUCUCAAAGCUGCAAAUGAAUUAAUUAAAUCUAUGGUUGAAGAAGAAGAGCAGAAAGCAGAAAGAAUAAGUAAUAUGUUAGCUGAUAUCGAGAUAACUUCAAAUAAUGUUAAAUUAUUAUCAGAAAUGCUCAAAUCAUAUUGUGGUGGUUCUGGUUCGCCAAAUGAUUUAGAACUAAUUAAAGAGUUGUAUGAUACUGUAAAACAAUUGGAACCAAAAGUUCAAACAAUGUUAUCACUAGAAAUUCCAGAAAAUGAGGAUACUGUUAGAAAAAUAAUUAAACUUAAUUAUGAAGUAAAUGAAACAUUAAAAACAUACAAUGAAGUUCUAGAAAACCUCAAUCAUAAUAAACCAAUUGAUCAAGAAAAUGAGGAAAAUUUGUUAGAUCUUAGUACAUCAUCUGUUUCACCUGGUAAAAAGGACUUUUUAAGUGAAUCCAAUUGUGAAAAAAAUAAUUUUCCAAAUAAUGGAUCAGCAAAUAUUAAUGAAUUAGAUGAUUUUUUGCAAAUUUCACAUCCUUUAAAAGGAUUCAUACCUUCACUGCCUGAAGUUGUAAAUUCUCAAAAGCGUGUAGAAAUUAAAGACAAUGUCUCAAAUGUUGACUUAUUUGAAGAAUUAAAUAUUCUUGGAAAAGAUAUUUUGAAUAAACCUAAUGAAACUAAAAAUUUUGAAAAACCAUUUAACUUGAAAGACACAGAAUUCAAUUCAGAUAUUAUAAAAAAAAACGAUCCAUCAGAUGAACCAUUGUUGGGUACACAAGAUUCAAUAAUAUUUGAACAACCCAAAAAUUAUAGUAUUCAGAUAAAACCUCUUGGUGAUAUUAAUAUUAAACUUGAAGACAUUAUUCCAUAUCCUGAUUUCACUAUUGUGAGCUUAUUUGAUAAGAAUGAUAUUAGUACAGAACUACAUUUAGCAGCAAACAAACCAAGAGAAGACGUUAUAGUUUUUGUUGUUACAACCAGAAGCAAAUGUAAACUGCCGUUAUUUAAUUUCUCAUUCCAACCAGUUGUUCCAAAAGACUGUAGGUUACGUAUAUUACCACAAUCAAGAACCAAUCUUCCUAUUUAUAAUGCAUUUUUACCACAAGAAACCAUUGUACAAAUCAUACUAGUUGCAACUCUAAACAAGAAAAUUAUACCUUUAAAAUAUGUCAUAAGUUAUACAAUGGAUGGUGAAAUGUUUACUGAAUUUGGUGAAACUGAACAGCUGUGCAUAAACUAAGGUUAUAAAUAUUAUGAUCUCAAAAAACUUAUUUAAAACAUUUAUUGAUUACAUAUUUUAAUUUAACUUAUAUUAUAAUCAAACGGUUUAUUUUACUAAUAAUAUUAAGUGAAUUUAAUGUUAAA
Rhopalosiphum maidis (corn leaf aphid) is the source of this 2547-nucleotide messenger RNA. RefSeq names its product ADP-ribosylation factor-binding protein GGA1 (gene Gga). Gene Ontology annotation, cellular component: trans-Golgi network. Gene Ontology annotation, molecular function: ubiquitin binding; phosphatidylinositol binding; small GTPase binding. NCBI's taxonomy places the organism in Eukaryota, Metazoa, Arthropoda, Insecta, Hemiptera, Aphididae. The record is from RefSeq and is a predicted model, not a curated record. The transcript has 12 exons. The coding region runs from base 626 to 2422 and encodes 598 amino acids. Gene Ontology annotation, biological process: intracellular protein transport; vesicle-mediated transport.